This is a messenger RNA of Drosophila mauritiana, 757 nucleotides long. Its product is annotated as NADH-ubiquinone oxidoreductase chain 5-like. The transcript has a single exon. The annotation marks the transcript as partial. Gene Ontology annotation, biological process: ATP synthesis coupled electron transport; electron transport coupled proton transport. Gene Ontology annotation, molecular function: NADH dehydrogenase (ubiquinone) activity. Lineage: Eukaryota; Metazoa; Arthropoda; Insecta; Diptera; Drosophilidae. The record is from RefSeq and is a predicted model, not a curated record.
UUACAGCUGGUGUAUAUUUGUUAAUUCGAUUUAAUAUUAUUUUAAGAACUUCUUGGUUAGGACAAUUAUUGUUAUUAUUAUCUGGAUUAACUAUAUUUAUGGCUGGAUUAGGAGCUAAUUUUGAAUUUGAUUUAAAAAAAAUUAUUGCUUUAUCUACUUUAAGUCAAUUAGGUUUAAUAAUAAGAAUUUUGUCUAUAGGAUUUUUUAAAUUAGCUAUAUUUCAUUUAUUAACUCAUGCUUUAUUUAAAGCAUUAUUAUUUAUAUGUGCUGGGGCUAUUAUUCAUAAUAUAAAUAAUUCUCAAGAUAUUCGUUUAAUAGGAGGAUUAAGAAUUCAUAUACCUUUAACUUCAGCUUGUUUUAAUGUGUCUAAUUUAGCUUUAUGUGGUAUACCUUUUUUAGCUGGAUUUUAUUCUAAGGAUAUAAUUUUAGAAAUUGUUAGAAUUAGAAAUGUUAAUAUAUUUUCAUUUUUUUUAUAUUAUUUUUCUACAGGUUUAACUGUUAGAUAUUCAUUUCGAUUAGUUUAUUAUUCAAUAACUGGAGAUUUAAAUUGUGGUAGUUUAAAUAUAUUAAAUGAUGAGAGUUGAAUUAUACUUCGAGGAAUAUUAGGAUUAUUAAUUAUGAGAAUUAUUGGGGGUAGAAUAUUAAAUUGAUUAAUUUUUCCUUUUCCUUAUAUAAUUUGUUUACCUAUUUAUAUAAAAUUAUUAACAUUAUUUGUAUGUAUUGUGGGGGGUGUAUUUGGAUAUUUAAUUUCUCUAAG